CCUCCCGCUCAAAAGCGACAUAUAACAACAUAUAUUAGGACAAGAGAUAACAAAGAAUUCCACGUUCCAUAAAAAGAACGAAGAAAAUUAGAACACAAGAAAGGGCAUAGAAAAUCUAACUCAUGUUUGCACAUUAAUUGAAAAUUUAUAUUAUUUCUUUGUUGUUAAUUAAUUAAUUAAUUAUAAUGUACAAUAGCUAAAGGUGAGGACAACCUUGGUUGGAAUAUCAAAAGUUCAUAAGUGUAUAUGGAUAAAAUCUCAUCAUGGAUUGUGCUCAUGUUUUCUUUGCUUUCCCCUGUUCUUGUUCUUCAAACUUGCAUGUAUACAUUAAGAGUUGCCAGGGGGAGCGCUCUGCUGCUGCCAUGGCGGCGUUGGUUUCAUGGGAUGUUGUUGGGCGCGGCGACAUGUUGAAGGGUUCCCUUCCGGCGGCCAUUGUUGUUUGUGGGUGGGUGAUUUUGAGAACUGGGUUCUUGAGUUUUUGGCCGGUUGUCGGUCGGUUAGGCCAUUUAACCGAACCGCACGCCAAUCUGUCGGUCGCCCCGGUUUAACCUCGCCUGAACCAAAAACCGCCCGGUCGGUGGGCGCUGAGGUCGGUCGGUGGCCGGUGGCUCCUGGUCAGGUCUCGGUUUAACCGAAAACCGAGAAUUUGGUUUUCGGUUAAACCGAAACCGACCAGUUGCCAGCCCUACUCCAACCCAAUUGGGUUGGGUAUGAAAUCCAAAUAUAAUGAUAUGGGUAGAGUUUGAUGGGUUUGUACCCAUACCCAUUUACUUUGGGUUGGGUUGGGUUUAUAACAAAUGGAUUUGGGUUUGUACUCAUGCCCAAAUACAAAUUACAGUUUGGUACGUAAACUUAAUAGAUAUGCAUAUUUAGUACCUAAAUUUACUUUUUUGCAUAUAAGUCCUCAAAAUAUCGAUGAAAAUUACGUUUGGGUACCUAAAUAAUUUUGGUCUUACAUUUUGGUAUCUAAAAUUUUCAAAUUUUACAAAUAGGUCCAAUUUUUGCAUGUGUAGUUAAAACACUUUUAAGUAAAUGGAUAUCCAUAUCCAACUUAUACUCAUUUAAAUUAUGGAAGCAAUAUUCAUAUCUUACCCCAAAUAUUUCACCCAUAUAAUUAACCAUGGGUGAUUGCACAGACUACACAUACACAAGACAUACACACACCUCUCUACUUUGCUCAUUAUCUGCAACUGUAUAACCUUCUUCUUCCUUGGGAGUGAAAUUGCUAACAGCAUAAGCAGCAGACACCGCCAUGGCCAAUUUCACCUUCAUUACAUCAGACCUUCCAAACCCAACCACCAAAACGUUGCUUCUUAGCACCGUCCCUACCACCGCCGGUUUCUGCUCGUUCAAUGGCUCGCUACACCCAUCGACCCUAUAUUAUUUCCCGUCUUCAACCUCUCCUUCCCUUUCAAUGAAUUCUUCGCCCGAGAAACUGCACGCCAGGAGCACGAGAAGUCGGCACGGCUUCGACUUUUGUUGCAAAGCAAGUGAAGUGGCGAAUGCCCCAGUGGAAGAGCAAAUAGCUGAGAUGGAAGUUGCUGGUGGUUACACGAUGACCCAGUUCUGCGAUAAGAUGAUAGAUGUUUUCUUGAACGAGAAGCGGAGAGCGAAAGAAUGGAGGAAAUACCUGGUGUUUAGGGAAGAAUGGAAUAAGUACAAGGAUAGAUUCUAUAGCAGGUGCCAAAUGAGGGCCAGCAUGGAGACUGAUCCUGCUCUGAAACAGAAGUUAAUUUCACUAGCAUCCAAGGUGAAGAAGAUUGAUGAUGAGAUGGAGAAGCACAAUGAACUUCUUAAGGAGAUCCGGGACAACCCAACUGACCUGAAUGUAAUAGUUGCAAAGCGGCGCAAGGACUUCACUGGGGAAUUUUUUCGCCACCUUGGCCUUCUUUCAGAAACCUACGAUGGUCUGGAGGACCGUGAUGAUAUAGCAAGACUUGGAGCUCGGUGCUUGUCUGCUGUUAAUGCGUUCGAUAGUACACUGGAGAAUCUGGAGACAUUAGAAUCUGCCCAGACCAAAUUUGAUGACAUACUAAAUUCACCAACCAUUGAUGCCGCAUGUGAAAAGAUAAAAAGCCUAGCCAAGGCGAAGGAACUUGACUCAUCCUUGGUUUUAUUGAUAAACAGCACAUGGGCAGCAGCAAAAGAGUCCACUAAUAUGAAAAAUGAGGUGAAAGAAAUAAUGUACCAAAUAUACAAGACUACCAAGAGCAGUCUCAGAAGCAUUGCACCAAAAGAAAUAAAGCUGCUCAAGCAUUUGCUGAACAUCACAGAUCCGGAAGAGCGAUUUUCAGCAUUGGCAACAGCUUUCUGUCCUGGUGACGAUCAUGAAGCCAAAGAGCCAUAUGCCUUAUACACAACCCCCAAGGAGCUGCACAAGUGGAUCAAGAUCAUGCUUGAUGCUUAUCAUUUGAGUAAGGAUGACACAGGUAUUGCAGAAGCAAAACAGCUUAGUCAACCGGUUGUGAUGCAGAGGUUGCUGAUCCUACAAGAAACUAUCGAACAGGAAUACAUGGAGAAGACUACAUUUCGAACGCAAACCAAAGAUGGAGAAAUCUCAGGAUCAUGAGUGAUGUCGCCAUUUUUUUAUCUUGAUACUGCGUUUUGAACUGUGCUGAUAGAGCCAGAGAUACAGAACAGUGAAGCUACAUAGCAGCCAUUUCCUUAAUGUUGCAGCUUGAAACUCCAAAAACAAAAGUAUACGAGAGCUCUCCAUCUGCUGUAUCAACUUUUAUAGUAGUCUUGUUGUCCAGCGACAAUUCGUGGCAUUGGAGCUUUGCAAUUGUGCUAGUGAAUUCCAUUGUGACCUCAGUUCCUUAUGGCCCUUUUUUUGUCCGUUGAACAUUUUUGUUUACCUAUCCCCAAUUGAACUAGGUAAAAAUCCAACUGUGAGAUCAGAGAGAGUUGAUUGUUGUCACGGAAACUUGAGAAUAAAUGAAACAAAAGAGUCCCAAUGAACAUGGUAAGGUUGACGGUCUUUGGACACCAUAUAUAAUAUUAGUAGGAAGAGAUUUUGAUGUUGCUUGAUUGCCCUGAUGACUUAGGAGUAGGACUAGGGCUCUCACUUCGGGUUCGAUCGUUUUGGUUAAUUGAAAACUGAACUAUUUAAUUCUUGUUAUCGGCUAUUAUCAACAAUUUACAUUUGUUUUGCUCUUUUUGAAUUCGCUUCGAUUAAAAUUGAAAAGCUGAUAAGUGACUUACUAUAAUCGAUAGAAAAAUUACAAUAAAGAACGAGUUCAUUAUGAUUCAUUGUGAUUUACAAACUUUUAGUUAAAAAUUCAUGCUUCAAAUAUACCACUCUAGUAUAGGUGCAAAUUUUUUGAAUUACAACUUAAAACUAAAAAAAAUACAACCCUUUAAAAUUAAUAGCAACAAUUAUUUAUGGAUAGUAACCAAGCAUGUUACUGUCUGGAUAUGCACCAAGCAAAUGUGGUUGUAUUCCUUGUAUAGGGGGAAGUCACUUACUUGCAUAUGAAUGUUUAAACUUUUUUUUCCAUAGAUAUUCAAUGUGCGUUGGUCAACAAGAUGUUGAAUCAAUAAUGAGAUGGCCUGUUUCGCCACAAUAUGAGAUGCCCUUAUGUACCUUUUUGGCUUGGACAAAAUCCACGACUAAAUUCAACCCUUUGCAGGGUGAAAGCCAUGGACUGAGCCCAUACUGUCAAACGAAAACACUGCAGCGAACUCCUUCAAAAUAACAAACAACAUAGUAGGGUUGACAGAAAAUGAUAUUUUUAAAUAAGUCCUGAAGUCUAUGAAAAUGAUAUUUUUUAAUACAUAAUUUUUUCAACUUACAAUCUAAUACUUAAACCUUAAAGUUUUACAAACAAGCCUAUUUAUAUGUAGUUAAAACAACAUCGAGAAAAAGGACUAACCAAUACCCAAAAAGAAUGCAAUAGAAAUAUUAUUACUUACCCAAGUCUACCCAACAAAUAUCCAAAUGCAUAUAAACUUGACUGAUACCCUACUCAUAAUUAAUGGAUUUACUUGAAUCUGGUUAAACUUAUCCAUGAGUAGGAAGUUUUCAUCUUUAGUUCGGUGGGAAGUUAGCAAAGUUUAUCGAUACUCUCAUUGGCUUCUACUCGCCUGAGCUCUAGUUAUGAAUGCAUGUGCUUACGUGAGGUCUUGUCAAAUAAGGUACCAUAGUGUUGGAUACCUCUUUCAAUUGUGUGUUUACAAUUAGUGUACCAUAUUGUAGAGCAUGUCAGAAGCUCUCAAUGGGUGUUCUAUGUUGACUAUGCUCUAGUCAAGUAUUCUAUGCAGAGUAUUCUAUGUGGGAGUGUUCCCUACCAAGUCCCAAAAAUAAUACUCGGAACCCAUCUCUAAGGAUAUCCUGAUGAGUUUAUCCAGAUGCUUGCAAUCAUUGACCCAAUCAUUCCAGACAAUCCACGUUGAGAGACGUUCCUAAGGAAUUUAUCUAGAUCUUCACGUGUUGGUUCACAAAGGUAUCUAGCCAAAGAAGAUCUAGAUGAGUGAUCUGCCUAAAUUUAAUGAGUGAUCUUCACGUGUUGGUUCACAUGGAUCAUUGCAGUGCAACUUUUCUUCAAACUUACCAGAGCAGUAGUCUCGCCAAUUUGAAGGUAUUCAUAAAGAGAAGCAGCUGAUGAACCAUAAGCUAGCAUGCGCAGAGCACCAUAAAAUUUUACCGCAUGUUAUAUAUACUUGUUACCAACAACAUCAACUCUUCUUAAAAUUUUUUGGUCAACCUCUAACACACUCCUCAAAAUGCGAUGAAACAACACAAUAUACAUAUUAAAACGUCUUUGAAUGUUCGCUCAUCGUAUUUGGCAUCCUUUCAUUUGGACCAAAGUAACCAUUCGUCAAGCAUUGAUGGGAAACUUCUUUAUGAAAUCUAAUGAAGUCUCGACUGACAUCUUUUUGGAGAAGUGGUGCACGUUCCUCAUCCUCCAUUUGCUGAAGUUCCAGCUGGAGUUCGUGGUCAAACAUUUCAUGCUUUGUAUACUCUUGUUCAUCAGACGUGAAGAUUGAGAUGAAUACAUGAUGAUCUGUUGUGGGAAAUAUUAGAGAAGUGAACAAUGGGGUGGUAUUGUUCUCCUUUCAAGAAGCUAUUUUUAGAUACACAAUUGAAUUGGAGGUAGAUAGUACAUGAGUGGUGUGAGUUGUUUCAAGUAUUAGCACUUGACUAUACUAGUGGACAAUUUUGUAUAAAGAUGAAGUGAUAGAUUACUGAAUUUUUGGAAACAAGAUGAGUGGCAUGAGUUGUUUCAAGUAUUAAUAAUUGAAUAUAGUAGUGGGAAAUUAUGUAUAAUGAUGAAGUGAUGGAUCACCGAAUUUUCUAGAUACUAUAUGAGUGGUGUGAGUUGUUUCAAGUACAAAUAAUUGACUAUACUAUUGGACAAUUAUGUAUAAAGACAACAUGAUAGG
Messenger RNA from Linum trigynum, 5382 nucleotides. NCBI's taxonomy places the organism in Eukaryota, Viridiplantae, Streptophyta, Magnoliopsida, Malpighiales, Linaceae. The record is from the annotation of a GenBank genome assembly.